AUGUCGAACCACUCUAUCAUCCGCAUCACCAAGGAGUUGGCUGAUAUCCAGAAGUCUUCAGAUCUCUCGAUCGCUGUCGCCUGCCGUGACGUCGACGUUCGCAAUGUCAAGGCAAUCAUAAUCGGCCCUCCGGAUACGCCGUAUGAGUUCGGGUUCUUCGAGUUUGCAGUCAAGUUUGGCAAAGAGUACCCCGGAAAAGCGCCCUCAGUCCAGGCGACGACUACGAAUGGUGGCAGAUGUCGUUUCAACCCAAACAUCUAUGCCCAAGGGAAGGUUUGCUUGUCUAUUCUGGGCACCUGGAGAGGCGAGCGAGGCGAAGAAUGGUCAUCUGCGCAGGGUUUGGAGUCAAUCCUGAUCUCGAUACAGAGUCUGAUGUCGUCAAACCCCUACGAGAACGAGCCAGGCUUUGAAACAGCAAACGACGAAGGCGACAAGAAAAACCAGAGGGAUUAUGUAGCUAAGAUCCGUCACGAAUCACUGCGAAUCUCCGUCAUCCAGCGACUGGAGAGUUAUCUUGGCAUCUCCCCCUCUGGCACAGUCGCCCCGCUUCCCUCCAUUGCCGGCAGCGACAGUGAUGUAGAGGAUAAUGAAAUCGACCGGGAUUAUGAUGAGAUGUCCAUGACCUUCGAGCCGUUUGUAGAUGUUAGCAAACGGCGGUUUUUCUGGUAUUUCGACUCGUACCUUUUAGCUAUCAGCAAGGCCCAGGCAGAGGUCAAGGAUGGGCAAAACUUCAGCCGUAUGCCAUUCGAAUGUACUGGCAAUUGCAUGGAAGGGAAAUUUAACUACACCGAGUUGGAGAGACGGCUAUGGCUUAUCAAGAAAACCCUAGAUGCUGAGACUGCAAGAUGGGCGGAGGAGGGUCUGGUAAUCAAGAAGAGGGAAGGUACCGCUGCUGCCAAUCUACAAAGGCAGUAUGAGCAAGUGGUGGAAUCAUACAAGCGGGAUAAGAACGUCACCUUGGACAUCGAGCUCGCCGACAAAAACCCCUUCGUCUGGAACAUUACAUAUUUCGGACGACCAAUGACCAACUUGGAUGGCGGUUUAUUCCGGAUAAAGCUAUGCUUCAGUCCCCGAUUCCCUGAAGAGCAACCACGGGCCAAGUUUGAAACGUCUCUUUUCCAUCACCGUAUCGCUGCCGAUGGCACUCCUUGCUACACCACCAGACGCCCGGAGGAUGCCAAGUCGCACAUCGAAGCCAUCAUCGAGGCUCUAGAAGAGGAGCAUCCACCGUAUGAUCCGAGAACUCUCGUCAACCCCGAGGCUGCCAAGCUAUUCUGGGGCUCUGAGGAUGACAAGAAGUUGUACAACCGAAAGCUGCGCAGAGCUGUUCAACGAUCUAUGGAGUAA
Messenger RNA from Venustampulla echinocandica, 1347 nucleotides. RefSeq names its product UBC-like protein. Lineage: Eukaryota; Fungi; Ascomycota; Leotiomycetes; Helotiales; Pleuroascaceae. The record is from RefSeq and is a predicted model, not a curated record. Bases 1 to 1347 code for a protein of 448 amino acids. The transcript is spliced from 8 exons.